GUUAAUAAGAGGGUACAUUAAUGGCAACAAAGGUUACCGUUAGAAAACCUACCCAGGAAUAAACUUCAAAGAGAAUGUUUCAUUACAGGACAGGAUGUGUGCCGAGCGCAAAGAGAUUUUUAUUACAUAAACCCGUUUUUAAACCAGUCUUUUUCCAAAUAUACUACUUCAAGUGAGUUUGGUCCAUAAGAAGAUGUAACCCUUGACAUUGGAUAUAAAUGUAUUCUCAGUCAAAUAUAUUACUCACAUAGCCACAGAUGAUCUCUAGACGCGUUUGACGUUUCAAACGUUCACCAGCAAUAAUGGCCGGCAACUGCGGAGAGCAGGUCCAUGUCGAUGUUAGUAUGAAUAACUUUCCGGGAAUACGUAAAAUUCUUCCUGGCUGGGAAAUAGGUGUGAAGGUUACCAUAUUGGCUAGUAUGGAACUGAUAGCCAUUGUAGGAAACAUACUCAUCAUCGUGAUUGUCUGGCAGAACAAGAAGAUGAGGACGGUUACCAACUACUACAUAGUCAACAUGGCGGUGAGUGAUCUGUUCGUCGCCUCAUUCUCAAUCUGGAUGCAUCUGGUGGACGAUGUGACCGAGGGCUGGGCCGUCGGUGGGUUCUUGUGUAAAUUUAACCCAUUCGUCCAAAUUACAGCGAUGUGUGCUAGUGUAUUUACACUGAUGGCCUUGGCUGGUGACAGAUUUUUCGCCAUCAUGUUCCCACUUAAGUCGAGAGUAACUCAGCGGAAAGUGAGCAUUGUUGCGGUAUUAGUUUGGCUUUGUGCCACCUCAAUUGGCAUGCCCGUGCUUUUCGUGUAUACGUACACUGAACGUCAUUGGAGUGACUUUACGGAGAAGUUCUGUACUGACGUUUGGCCGGGAGUACGUGAGGCAGACGGGGACUGUGACAGUGGAAGACAAUCCCGUCGUGCAUUUUGGACAUGCGUAGUUGUUGUUCUCAACUGGAUUCCAAUGCUCGUAAUGACAAUAACGUACACCGUCCUCUUUGUAAGACUCCGCAAACAGAAAAUAGUACCAAGUACUGGGUCAAUAUCAAUAUCAACAGUUCAACAAAGGUCAAAGAAAAAGGUAGUGAAGAUGUUAUUUGCAGUCCUCCUGGCGUUCAUAUUCUGUACUAUUCCUUUCCAAGUAGCAAGAUUGUACGAGCUUUACAGGGAGGUGGAAGAUUAUACAGGGAACAGCAAGCUACCAGUUUGGUAUAAACCGUUGAAUUUCGCCGCAGUUACACUGCUUUAUGCCAACAGUGCUAUCAACCCUAUGGUGUACGGUGGAAUGAACGAAAACUUCCGAAAGGGCCUCAAAGACCUUAUCAGUGGUAUAUUUAACAAACAUAAGACAAACAGGAGUGACUCCGGUCGGAGCCUAAAUGUCUCCGAGACUAGACAAUCUGUGAUCAGUAAAUAUAACGGUAAUAUGCACAGAGAUUCGAUACAAGCGUUUUCAAACGCCGAAUUUCAAGAGGAAUCUGACACUUCGGAUAAAGUGAACGGUGUAAGUCACAAAGAGAGUGAUAUCAAAAUUCUGGAUGGAUGUAUUAACCCGUCUAUGGAGUUAUAACCAAAUGGACUGGACGGUGCUUAUUGUGCUGGCUUCCUAUCUUGAUGUUUCACAUCAUUUUCAAACAAAACAAGGUAGUGAAACGGACAGAUUAGUUAUUUUUAUUAAAGGGUACUGGCUCAUCAAUUUUAAAGUUUCUGAUAUCCUUUACUUCAUAAACAAUCAUUCAAAGAUGUGAAGUUUAUCUAUUAUUCAAAAAAUAAAAUAAAACAAGAUAAAAUAAAAUGAAAUAAUAAAUAAAGAAAAGAAAAAUAAACAAACCAAUAUGACGUCACUUCAGUUAAAGACAGACGAAAUCACUAUAAAAUGAACAAUAUUGUUACAUUCGCAUCGUCAUUUCCGGGCUUCCCAUAUUGAGAUACGGGGUUUAUCCCUGCCUAGCUCAUAUGUACGAAAGACUCUAAAGUAUUUUCAUGAACCUUAUUUUUGCUGUCUUUAGCACUUAUUUAAAGCCUAAAAUGAAAUAAAAUACCAUCUUAACAUUAAACUUUUUGAAUAGUCACAAUAAAUAGCAAGAGUGGUAAAGUAGCCAUUUAUUAUUAUGUUCUAUUGAUUUAAUUACAUUUUUGAAAGAAAUUAAAACAAAACAACAUUGUUUUAUACAUUGUACCUUGAAAACAAACAGUAAAUUAAAGCAGGCUGUAUAUCUCCACAAGAAUGCCACUCUGUUGUAUCAGAUUUUUCAUAAUCAGAGUUUGAACCAUUGGAGAAACAUUUCAGUAUGCAUUUUUUAGUCCUAUUCGGUAAAUAAGAAUAAAAUAAAAAUAAUAAUAAUGGCUUAAAUAACAGAUAUAAUCUACAUUUGCAUUACGGCACUUUAAGAAAGCAAGCCCAUUUUUACAUCUUUGGUAUCGUAUCAACGGAGGUUGAUGAUACUUUAAACCUGAUGAGCCAUUAUCCUUAAUGUACAUAUGGACUGUGUAAAGCCAAAUAUUUCGAAGUAAUGCCAAUCAUAUAUGCUGAAAAAACACGCCUAUGUAGAAGGGAAAAUUGCCAAUUAUAUACUAUAGUAUAGUAUGCUGUUAAAGGUCAAUUAAGAGCAGAUUCACUCAGUGGUGUUGACAUUCUUAGAGUUAUUGACCUUAAAUUCUUCACGGGAGACAUAGGUGGUAAGGUAUGACAAUUACUAUUAUAGUGAACUGUCGCCUAGAGUAUGUUAGAAGUGAUCUCUAGUGACAAGCAAGAGUUAGAGUACAACCAUAUCUAGAUAACUGAUAUGCAGAAAUAUAUGAUUGACCACCUGUUAGGGUGUGAUUGAAGGACAACCCAUAAAUAUGUGAAGAUAUAGGUAAUGUACAACAUAGACGAGUAUAUAAGCUUAUGAACGUCUUUAUUAUCAACAAUUAUCACAGAUAUUCAUAUUAUUUCGCUUCUUAUACCCUUUGUCAAAUAUAGUAUACUGAAAAAAAUAUAGUUAGGGAAUAUAUACUUGUACUUUGAUAAACGUUAGGGAAUGGUGCCUAUUCCUGUAGUUUUGUGUUUAAUAUGUUAGUCGAAGAUAUGAACAAACAAAGUAUUGCUACGAUGUUAGAGAGGUAAAUGGUUUAAAUGUCUAUUACAAUCAUUUAUUGUUUUAUUACAAUGUUAAUCUCUAGUAAAUCACUUUUUACUCUGGUUUGAUGGCAAUUAAAUGAACUCUUUAGUGAGAAUAUUCGCCUAUUAUGUUUUACUAUUAUUUUAAAGCUAAGAUAUACCACGAAAACUCAGGCUUGAACGC
Messenger RNA from Pecten maximus, 3279 nucleotides. Its product is annotated as QRFP-like peptide receptor. The record is from RefSeq and is a predicted model, not a curated record. Gene Ontology annotation, cellular component: membrane. The transcript is spliced from 4 exons. The coding region runs from base 303 to 1562 and encodes 419 amino acids. Gene Ontology annotation, biological process: G protein-coupled receptor signaling pathway. Lineage: Eukaryota; Metazoa; Mollusca; Bivalvia; Pectinida; Pectinidae. Gene Ontology annotation, molecular function: neuropeptide Y receptor activity.